ACGACAGUCAGCCCCCUCAGAGUGCACUCAACCUGCAGGUUAAUGAUGACGUAUUGUCCCGGCCGGUCCAGGGGUGGUCCCAGACCCAAAAAUGUAACAUGUUGAAGCUGUUUGGAUGUGGAUCGGUCGCCCAGGUAACAACCUCAGAGAACAAGAACGGCCAAUACCUGUCUAUCAACCUGGGCUUUGCUCUGGGGACCACCUUUGGGAUCUAUGUUUCUCGUGGGGUGUCAGGUGCCCAUCUGAACCCUGCUGUGACUCUCAGUCUGUGCUUCCUGGGCCGGCAUCCCUGGUUCGACCUGCCCUUCUAUGUGUUCUCCCAGGUGCUGGGGGGUUUUCUGGGUGCAGCCACUGUUGCCCUGCAGUACUACGACGCCAUCAUGUUCUUCGGUGGAGGUAAACUGACUGUGACCGGACCUACUGCUACAGCGGGCAUCUUCACAACCUAUCCUGCUGACUACCUCAGUCUGUGGGGUGGAGUCAUAGACCAGGUAAUUGGUACAGCUGCCCUGAUGGUGUGCCUUCUGGCUUUGGGGGACCGUAGGAAUUCCCCGGCCCCUCCUGGUCUGGAGCCAGUCCUGGUGGGGGCCGUGGUCCUGUGCAUUGGGGUGUCCAUGGGCUCCAACAGCGGCUACUCCCUGAACCCGGCCAGGGACUUGGGGCCCCGUCUCUUCACUUAUUUCGCUGGCUGGGGUGGAGAGGUGUUCAGUGCUGGAGAUGGGUGGUGGUGGGUGCCGCUGGUAGCCACUAAUGUCGGUGCCCUGGUGGGAACACUCAUCUACGAGCUUGUGGUCGAGGUCCACCAUCUAGAGCCGGGGCCCUCUUCCGAACCUCCUGGCCUAGAUAUGAACGUUGAGGGCAAGCACAUUGUGAAGUUGGAGGGAGAACCAGACCUAAUUUACUACCCAAAGGAGUUGCAGUGUGGGACGGCAAUGUAAAGGAAAAAAGCAUUGGGAUCAGUCGUACCCGAGAACAUGUUGUGGCUUCCCAUUCAUAGAGGGAAUAAGACUUAAUUACAAAAGCACUUAAAUAGGUGUAAAUAGUGUGAAAAGUUACUAGUCUAUCGUUUAUUUCUAUUAGUUAUUCACUAAGUAACCCAUGUUCCAUUUCAGACAUUUAUUUUAAAACGACACAAAAAGUGUAUGGCAUUUUCAUCAAGCAAACCACAACCAUAGAAAAUUAAAAGGACACACAUGGAUUCACUAAUUUGCUAUAUAAAUAUGACAAUAGGUGAUAAAAAAACGAACAGAACAACAUCCAUACAAACAGGCCUCCUUCACAAGACCAUAAAGGUCGUAAUGAAAGAAAUCGAAAAUUAAACUGGAGGACAGCAAGCACUGAUUCUGUAUACGUUAUUACAAAAAGAAUCAUAUCAAAGAGAUAUAUGUUUGUUUUCAUACACAUUAUUGAAAGACACUAUACGCCAGUGUUCUCACGCUCGCUCCGGCCAUUCAUUAUAAUGUAGUACUCCCCUGUUUUUCUUCAGAUUGGUUGGUGGUGGUGGUGGGUAGUGGGGGGGGGGGGGGGCAGAAACCAAA
Messenger RNA from Hypomesus transpacificus, 1538 nucleotides. RefSeq names its product aquaporin 10b (gene aqp10b). Gene Ontology annotation, cellular component: plasma membrane; basolateral plasma membrane. Lineage: Eukaryota; Metazoa; Chordata; Actinopteri; Osmeriformes; Osmeridae. Gene Ontology annotation, biological process: glycerol transmembrane transport; water transport. Bases 99 to 938 code for a protein of 279 amino acids. Gene Ontology annotation, molecular function: urea transmembrane transporter activity; water channel activity; glycerol channel activity. The record is from RefSeq and is a predicted model, not a curated record. The transcript is spliced from 7 exons.